UCAAUACCGCCACCUGGUAUUUAGUAAGGGCAGGUAUUCAUCGUCUAGCGUCAUAAUCCACCACCGGGCCAUCUUAAGAAUUCUUACCCAUCUUCGACACACUCAAAGUCACCACAAGAACCUCAUCUUUCUGUCGGCCUACAUAUCAACACCUACCCAAUCAACUUUUUAUCCAACAACUCCUGGUCUUGAUUAAGUUCAAUAGACCCAUCAGCCUCUGCACUUGACGUACGGUAGACCGCAAACCGAACGAAGAAACCUCCCACAUUCAACCUUUUCGACAAGACCAACCCCACAUCAUCACAAUGGCCGACGACUGGGAUACCGUUACCAAGAUCGGAAGCAGGGUCGGCGGCGGUGGUGGCGGCGGCCCUCGCUUGACCACCAUCAAGAACAAGAGCCAGCUCAAUGCUGCUCAGCGCUCAGGUGGCAUCGUUGGAACGGAGAAGAAAUACGGCACUGCCAACUCUAGCAGAGCGGAGGCCGGCUCCGGACAGUUCCUUACCAAGGUUGACCGCUCUGACGACAUCGUCAAGCCGAAGACUGGUGACAAGGAGUUGGGCAAAUACAUAAUGCAGCAGCGUGAAGCGAAAAAGUUGGGGAACCGUGCCGAUUUUGGCAAGAAGAUUGGUAUAAACAAAGAUGACCUCUCAAGGAUUGAGAACGGCGAGGUCCCAAUCACACAGGAUCAGGUCAACCGGAUUGAGAGGGGCUUGGAGAUGUACAUCAGGGGUGUCAAGAAGGGUGAGCCCAAGGUUAAGACUUUCAAGAGGGCAGGUGAUAAGAAGUAGACGCUAGACAUGAGAGGAAUUCAUAUUAGAGAUUUAGCCAUGUCAAUUUGAAGAUUGGCCGGGCCUUUGUCUUUUGUUGGCCUAUCAUUGAAACCAAUCCGAGAUAUGCUAUACAUGUACUUUGUGAUUAAUUAGACUAGGCCUGGCUUAUCUUGCUAUGCGUCGUUACGGACCCCCUUAAAAUGUUUCUCUAUGGGUUCUGGACGCUGCC
This is a messenger RNA of Pyricularia grisea, 1002 nucleotides long. RefSeq lists its product as uncharacterized. The coding region runs from base 306 to 791 and encodes 161 amino acids. Gene Ontology annotation, molecular function: DNA binding. The record is from RefSeq and is a predicted model, not a curated record. Lineage: Eukaryota; Fungi; Ascomycota; Sordariomycetes; Magnaporthales; Pyriculariaceae. The transcript has 2 exons. Gene Ontology annotation, cellular component: nucleus.